AUGGUCACGGGUAGCGCCGAAGUUGUACGACAGCUGAGCAAGUUCCUUGGUGUAGUUGGGGAAAGGGUUCGCAGACUCCAGCUUCUCAGGGGCACCGGUCACCAAGGCAAAGGAGUCGACCACCUCGUACUGCGAUUCAGCAACGGACAAACAUCUGUAGUACGUGUGGCUGGAGUGGGUGGGGAAAAUCUCGGCAAUCACCACAUAUUUGAUGUUUUCGUGUUUCCCCGUCUCGCAGAAACGCCAGAUGUAGAGGUCGGUGCUUCCAGGCAUGAGGGUCAUUGGCAUCGUACGGAAUAUAACGUCGCCGAUGUUCUCGGUUCCAGAGCCAGCGUUGCGGUUGUAAAUGAUGUCGUACGAUGGUGCCUUGUGGUUGACCAUACCCAGUGGACAGUUGGACUCCUUGAUGUUGAGCGUCUGCUUGACUACCGGCUUAGGGGCGGACCAGCCGAGGGUACUCAUAACGGUCGCCCAGGUGUCCGAGAGAACAUUUCCUUCGCUAGCAACCUGCUUCAACCACCAGACCUUCCUCCUGGCGCGGAACAAGCGCAUAGAAACACGCUCGCCAGUGACGUCGUAAGACUCGAUCAGAACACAGAGACGCUUGAGGUCAUCCUUGUAGGUCAAAAUCGUACGCCUGUCGUACUCACCGUACUCCUGGAGCAGCUGGCUGUAGUACAUGACAUCCCCGAGCGUGGGAUUGUCGUAGGUGUGCGGAAGCAGCUCCGUGUUCACCUGGUAUAG
Molecule: messenger RNA, 744 nt
Organism: Babesia ovata
Lineage: Eukaryota; Apicomplexa; Aconoidasida; Piroplasmida; Babesiidae
Product: photosystem I reaction center subunit XII, putative
Exons: 1
Coding region: 1-744 (247 amino acids)
Source: RefSeq, a predicted model, not a curated record